AAAAUGGCUGACCGGGAACCACUCCUACAAUCAAGUAGUAGUGACUAUGGUUACGGAUCAACCACCAAUGAUGUCAAGGGUAUGGAUUUGGAGGAAGAAAAUGAUGACACAGCUGACGAGAAAAAGAUGGACGCCCAUCGCCUGGUCGUCCUUCCUAUCGCAUUCCUCUACAUGUUCUCCUUCAUCACAGCCUUUGCAUGUGUUAGUCAGUAUGAGUACUACGCCAUUGGUAAAUCGAUGUACCCUAAUAACCAGUCCAUCUGGACUAACCGCUCAUCCAGCCACUGUCAGGACAAAACAUCACAGAUGUCGAAAGAACAAACUAGUGUACAGGAAGCUACUGCAAAGCUCAACAUCUACCUCUCACUGGCGGGAGGAAUACCCGCGGUAUUUGCUAAUCUCAUGUUCGGAACCUUCAGUGACACGUUUGGUAGAAAGUUCUUGUUUAUUCUGCCCACCGUCGGCUCAUUUCUCCGAUGUAGCAUUGUUUUGAUUAUUAUGUAUUUAAAGAUAGAUGUCUACUAUUUUCUUAUCGCCUUUGUCAUAGAAGGAUCUCUGGGCUAUUUUUUAGGGAUGUUACAGGCUAGUUAUGCCUAUAUGGCAGACAUCACCGCUGCUAAUGACAAGCGCUCUUUUGCUAUUACUCUUGUUGAGGUAAGCCUUGGUUUUGGUUCUCUGCUGGGGUUUCUGGUAUCAGGGUAUCUUAUCAAGUCUGUGGGCUUUACGUGGACUAUGGUGUUCUCUGCGGCGUUGUUAGUUCUUUGUCUUAUUAUGACCAUGUUUGUUUUACCCGAAAGUGUCGCACCGGCUCAGAUUAUAACAGAGAGACGAACAUGUUCAGAUGUUACAAAAUAUGUUGGAAAUGCGCUCGCAUUUUAUUUUAAACGAGAUUCUAAGAGAGAAAGAUGGAAAUAUAUAGUCUGUAUACUCGUGUUUUUCCUGACAACACUAGUAAUUUUAGGACGUCCGUCCGUGGAAACACUUGUUCAGCUAGGCUCACCAUUUUGUUGGGACCCUGUGGAUGUAGGAUACUACAGAACAAUUCGUAGUGGCAUCCAGCAGGUCGGGUGUCUCCUGCUCAUACGACUCCUCCAGUUCUGUAUGACAGACGAAACAAUCGCCAUGGUUGGGACACUCUCUUCAACAACAUCGCUCGUAAUGGAGGGUUUUGUCACCACACAGACCAGUUUCUAUAUCGUACCCGUGGUAGGAGCAGGCGGCAUUCUGACAAUGCCUAUGAUUCGAGCCAUUAUGUCCAAAAUGACACCUGAUGAUAAACAAGGUGCAAUGUUUGCGGGUAUCGCAGCUCUGGAGACGAUCGGUAACAUGGUAAGCUCAAUAAUAGCCAACGCCAUCUACCAUGCCACCGUCACUUUGCUACAGGGUUUUGUCUUCUUUGUCAUGGCGACGUGUUCCUUUGUAUCCUGGCUUCUGUUGGUGUUUUUACUCAUCAUUCCUCAGUGUGGCGUGAAGAAGACACAUUCUAUCCAGCGGGUGAUUAUUACAGUGUAACUCUGAGUAUAACGAAGAGUAACCUGUGUAUGUUA
Messenger RNA from Ylistrum balloti, 1547 nucleotides. Its product is annotated as lysosomal proton-coupled steroid conjugate and bile acid symporter SLC46A3-like. Gene Ontology annotation, molecular function: transmembrane transporter activity. Gene Ontology annotation, biological process: transmembrane transport. Bases 4 to 1512 code for a protein of 502 amino acids. Lineage: Eukaryota; Metazoa; Mollusca; Bivalvia; Pectinida; Pectinidae. The transcript is spliced from 4 exons. Gene Ontology annotation, cellular component: membrane. The record is from RefSeq and is a predicted model, not a curated record.